Messenger RNA from Penicillium paradoxum, 1575 nucleotides. RefSeq lists its product as uncharacterized. Gene Ontology annotation, biological process: transmembrane transport. Lineage: Eukaryota; Fungi; Ascomycota; Eurotiomycetes; Eurotiales; Aspergillaceae. Gene Ontology annotation, cellular component: membrane. The record is from RefSeq and is a predicted model, not a curated record. Gene Ontology annotation, molecular function: transmembrane transporter activity. The transcript has 7 exons. The coding region runs from base 1 to 1575 and encodes 524 amino acids.
AUGACCUGGGAUAAACACUCUACAACCGUCACUAUGGCUCUAGCUGAUGAAGCCCCAUCCAUAGGCCGUGUCGCCCCCAAAUGGCGUGGCACCCAGGCCGAUCAGGCAGACAUGAAUGCCUUGGGAAGAGAUCAGGUCUUGCGGCGUAACUUCCGAUUCAUCUCUAUUGUAGGAUUUGGCUGCACGCUGAUUGCCACGUGGGAGGUUGUUUUGACUUUGCUGGCACAAGGUCUGACUGAUGGAGGAACUGCAGGUUUGAUCUGGGGUUACCUCAUUGUCGCUGCUGGGUUCUUUCUGGUAUUCCUGAGUCUGGCUGAGAUGGCAUCUAUGGCUCCCACAUCUGGCGGGCAAUACCACUGGGUAUCAGAGUUCGCCCCUCCUAGCUGCCAGAAAUUCCUCAGCUACAUCACUGGCUGGCUGUGUGCUACGGGAUGGCAAUGUGCUAUCGUGUCCAUUGCGUUCUUGGCCGGAACUAUCAUUCAAGGUCUGAUCGUGCUGAACAACCCGGAAUACGACUUCCAGCGGUGGCACGGUACCUUGCUAGUGAUCGCCAUUACUUUGUUUUCGAUCAUUUUUAACACCUUCCUGGCUAAGCGAUUGCCAUUUGUGGAGGUAUUGAUUCUGAUCCUACAUGUGUGCGGUCUGUUUGCCAUCGUUAUUCCACUGUGGGUGCUUGGUCCCCGCCGCAGCGCGACGCAGGUGUUCACCGAAUUCAACAACGGCGGCGACUGGAAUAGUGCGGGAACCGCUACACUUGUCGGAUUCUCGACCACUAUUACAGCGCUGAUUGGUUAUGAUUGUGCGGUGCAUAUGUCGGAGGAGAUCAAGGAUGCGUCCGAGACCCUACCUAAGGCGAUGAUCACGUCUGUCUCUGUCAACGCUGCUUGCGGCUUCUUAAUGCUGGUGACAAUCUGCUUCACGCUAGGCGACAUCGACGACAUCCUAGCCAGUCCCACGGGGUACCCAUUCAUGCAGGUGUUCUAUAAUGCGACCGAGAGUCUUCCAGGAACGAACACCAUGACCGCAAUCAUUGUACUGACAUUAACGGCGAGCACAAUCACAGAAGUAGCAACGGCAUCACGCCAGCUGUGGUCUUUUGCGCGUGAUCGUGGCCUUCCUUUCUCGGAUUUCUUCGGAUAUGUCAACCCCGGCUGGAACAUUCCCUUAAACUCCGUGAUGGUCUCGUUGGCAGUGACUGUCCUCUUGUCGCUCAUCAACAUUGGUUCUACAACCGCACUUCUUGCCAUUGUGACCCUGGCCAUCGGCGCCAUGAUGUCCUCGUACAUCAUCACGAUUGCUUGCCUUCUGCUCAAGCGUAUCAGAGGGGAGCCACUCCCACCACACAGAUGGACGCUAGGCCGAUACGGCAUGGCAAUCAACAUUGGAGCGCUGUGCUUUCUGUUGCCGGUCUUUGUUUUUGCCUUCUUCCCCCUCACCUCUACUGUGGACCCAGAUACCAUGAACUGGUCAGCAGUGAUGUACGGCGGAAUUAUGAUCAUCGCCGUGGUGUAUUAUGUGCUGCGGGGACGGCACCACUACAUCCCGCCCGUGGCACUAGUGAACCGCGAGAUGUAA